ACAUUUGCCAAACACUACAACACACGUCAUUUGCCUUUGCCACGAAUUCCAAAAACUUAGAUUUCCACUAGAAAUAUGUAUAUUUUGAUAUGCUAAACAAACGUCGGUUGAUACGCUGUCGUUGCAUCCAUUAUAUAUCUGCAAAUGUCGAUAGCUAGCGCAGCGAACUUCAUCAACGACGACACACGACAUUGGACAUAUCCUCCAAGGAGAUAGCCAGUGCCUAAUAUUUGUUUUUUCAUUACCCAGUUUUAAUUGUUGGUACUUAGUUAGGGUGAACUGUUUGCAAUUGACGCGAGUCGACGACUAACACGACAACAUGGCUGAGAACACUGCCACAGAUGCUGCUGGCCUGGAAAGUUCUUUGGAUUUUUCCAUGGUCCAGCAUAACGAAAACGAAGAUGCCGAAGGAUAUAUGCGGUUAACGGGCAGCUCGAAUGAUUUGUCCCUGUUGCAAAAUGUAUCCACCAGCACAACGAUAGGCGGCGGAGGUGGAGGCGGGAGCAAAGGUCGCCUGGACAGCCUAAAAGAAAAUCUAUCCAAACAGCAGGAGCGUUUGCUGGAACUGCGGGAGCGAGCGCAGCGCCGGCCCAGCAACAGUGAAUCAAUGGAAUCGCUGAAAGUACUGGGACAGCAGCUGACCAUGCUCAAGGCGCGUUCGGGGGGCGGCGUCUCAGUCGCUGAUGCCUCCACCCCCCUCGUUACGCCCACAAAGGACACAAAGGACAAACCUCAGCUGCCUGCCAGUGCCAGUGAGAAACUGUUGAUGCUCACCCAACGCACGGAACAGAAUCGAGCGCUCCUCGAGCAGCGAAAACAAGAUAUGGCCAAAUCGCUGCUCUCCAUCAGGUCCAGCCUCAGUCAGAGCCAGAGCCAGGGCCAGGGCCAUAGCCAGAGCUUCAGCCACAGCCGCACCACUGCUGAUCUGGGCUCCUCGAUGACUGAUCUACGGCAUGCGGCGGUGCCAGAGGCCAAUGCUUCCGUCUCCCGACAUCGCUCGGCCUUGGAUCUGCAGCAGCAACAGCAGCAGCAGCCAGCAGACGCCUUGGACGAGACGCGAAUGAAGUUGCUGAAGAACAGAAUGAAGAUCACCGAGCUCAAACAGAGCCGGCAGGAGCAGGAGGUAGUGGAGUUGCGCCAAGAGUUGGCCAGGCGGGCCAGCCUCAUCGAGCAAUUGGAAUUGUCCGGGGCCGAGUUGCAGCGCACUUUAACGCGGAGAGACGAAGAGUUGGAGCAGCUGCGUUCCGAUGCGGUGCCCGAGAGAAACAGCCUGCAGGAACAGGAGCACUCCCGCCUACACUCUGAGGUGGUGGCCAUGAAGGAGCGCCUGUCCGAGCUGGAAAACAUUAACGACAUUCUGGAGACGACGCGAUGCGAGCUCACCGACGAGCUGAGCACGGCGCGGGAGCAGCUGCAGGAGCAGCAGCAGCAGAUCAGCCAAUCCGAGUCUACUAACACAGAGGUUCAGGUCAAUGAAGAGCUGGCCAAGCAGCUGAGCACCCUCCAGGCAGCCUAUGAUGAACUGAGACGCGAAGCCGACUCUCCCACAAAGCUGGAGGUGAACGACAGCAACGUCUCCGAGCGUCUGAUUCAGCUGGAAGCGACGAUUGCCGCCCAGUGCACGCAACUGGAGCAGCAAAAGGCUGCCAUGGCCGAGCAGAGCGAAGAGCUGGCCGAGAAGACAACCGAACUGAAUGUGCUCAAUGUGAAUCUGCGCCUGCUCGAGGAGAAGCUCGCCCAGAGCAGCCGGAGCAAGCCGCUAUUUCUGGACGAGGAGGACCACUCGGCCAGCGAGCAGCUGAGGGAAGAGCUGCAGCUUCUCAAGCAGAAGCUGGACGAGUCCAACAAGGCCAACAUCAAGCUGAAGCUGAAAUGCAAGCAGGCGGAGAAGCAGCUGCAAAAGAUUCAGUCGGAGGACAGUCAGCAAAAGUUGAGCGCUCUGGCGGCACAGAACGAGGAGCUGCAACAGCGAAUCACUGUGCUGGAGGACGAGAAGGGCCAGUGGCAGCUGUCUAAUAUGCAGGAAGAGGGAGAUGGAGAGGGGGAGGCAGAUGAACAGACGCAGCACGAGAUCAAUCCUCUGCAAAGGGAGGCCGUUCGGCUGUUGGAGGAACAGAAAAUGGAACUCCAGCAAGCCCUUGAAGCUCUGCAGCAGGGCAACGAGUCCGCCCGCGUGGAGUCCGAGCUGAGCGAGGUCCAUAUGGAGGAACAACUCUCGCAACGCGUCCAGCAGCUGGAGCAGCAGGCACAGGAGCAGAUAGACCAAAUACAGACACUCCAAGCCGAGAAGGAGAUCCUGGACAAGAAGCUUUCCCGCUACGUCAACGAGAACAUGGAGUUGCUGGACAAACUGGAAAAGAUUAGCUCCUCCAGCUCCGCCGAGUCCAUCGAGAUUGUCGAACGUCCCUCGCAGCAGCAGCUGGAAAGCUUCGAACCGCGUCGUCCGGCCAGUGAGGGUGAUGCCCAGGAACAGAAGCAGCAGCAGCAGCAAGAGGAGCAGGAGACAGCGGUGGCGCCCAUCCCCCUGCUGCCCAGUGUCGUGAGUGAACUUACUCAAACGGAUCUCACGCCCGAUGCCAGCGAGAGUCUCAACCAGCUCAGGGAAGAGCGCAGCGAACUGCUCCAGAGGAUCGAGCUGUUUUCCAACGAGCGACGCGAGGUGCUGGAGAAGAUGGAGCAGCUGGUGGCGGAGAAUGGGGACUUCCAGGCGAGAUUGGAUGACCAAAAGGAGCAACUGCAGCGCCUACAAGCUGACAACUCGCGGCUGGAGUCAAGACUGACCGAAGGACAUCAGGAAAAAGAGGACCUGCAACGCGAGAAGGAGCAGCUCUCGAUGCAGCUGAGCGAGCGGUCGAACCUCUCGCAGGAGCUGAGCUCAAUGCAGCGCUCCUCGGAGGUGGUGGCUGCCUUGGAUGCCGGCGAAGGGGGCCCGGCGCUCUUCGACAAGUGCGAGCGAUCCCUCAGCAAGCUGAACUCGGAGCUGGAGGCCUACCGCAAGGCCGAUCGCCAGGCAAAGAUCAAUGCGUCCAAGAAACUGGCCAAGGAGGCCAAAAACUGCCACACCCAGCUGACGGAGCUGCUGCAGAAGGUCAAGGAGGCCAGCACGGCGGUGGAAACGGUGACUGUCGUGGAGACUGUGGUCGCUGUAACGGCUCCCAAUGGCAAGGCUCUGGCCGAGUAUGAGAAACUUACGGCCCAGAAUGCCGAGCUCAAGGCAGAGCUGUCCAGACUGCGCCGAGAGCUGGAGGAGCUCCAGGAUAGCUACGAGCCAGAGGCGCCCCAGCUGGCCAUUGCAGCAGUCGACGAACAGCAGUCGGAGCUGGCGCAGGAACUGCAGCAAUUGCAGACGACACUAAAGGAGCUGCAAAGCCAAGAGUCCGAGCAGCGCCAGCAGAUCGAGGAGCACGUGCAGACCAUAGCCGAUCUUCGCAGCGGGGAAUCCGAACACCUGCAGUUAAUAGCCUCGCAGGAGGCCAAACUGACGGAACUCCAGUUGCAGUUGGAGCAGCUCCAUCAGGUGUUGAGCACCAAGGAAAUGGGCCACGAGAAGUACAUGGAGCAGCAGACGCGCAUUCGACGGGAGCUGGAGGCACGCGCCGAGUCCAUGGAGGGGGAGAUGAGCAUACUGCAGGCCCUGGUGGCCGAGCAGAAGCAGCAGCUCAUCGAGAACCUCAGCGAGAGCGAGCAUACGCUGAAUCUGAAGAUCCUAGAGCUUCAAACCGCGCAGGCGGAGCUACGGGAGCUCCGCAGCAAGGAGGAAGAUCCCGGCCAUCUCAAGGAAUCGCUGAGGGUCAGCAAGUCGCUGGCCGCCCAGCAGGUGAGCGAACUGGCGACCAAGCAGGAGACGAUCGAUGCCCUCAACCAGCAGCUGCAGGAGCUCUACCAGAGUCUGGACCAGGCCCAGCAGGAGGAGCAGCACAAGCACCGGGAGCUGCGCGAGAAGCUGAAGAAGUACGCACUCAACCUGAAGAAGCGCAGCCAAGAGAACGCCGAACUGGAGCAGAGACUCAAGGAGCUCACAGAGCGGCCCCAGGAGACGCCCAUAGAUCAUGAGCUGGUGGAGAAGCUGCAAGAGCAGGUGGCACGCCUCAACGAGGAGCUGAAGGCCAAGAUUCAUGUGAAUUUGGAGAGCCGCGACGCCCAGCGUCAGCUCAGGCAGCAGCUUCAGGAGCAGGAACAUCUCCUGCAACAGCGCGACGAGGAGCAGCAGCGCCUGCAGGUGGAACUGCAGAACACGGUCCGUGCCAACACUGAGUUGCGACGCGAGCAGUCCCAUUGGGAGCAGCAGCAGACGGAGCAGGAGCACAGCCUGGCGGACUUGUACCGCCAGCUGGAGCAAAAGUCCACCAAGUUCGACAAGUCCAAGGAGCUGAUCAAGCACCGCAAUGCCACCAUUCAGGCACUGCAGCGCGAGCUGCAACAGUUGCGCCUCCACGCCGAGCAGGACAAGACGGCAGCCGUGGCAGCAGAGGAGCCACGCGCGGAGGAGGCGCUGCUGCGGGCCCAGCUUCAGGCGGCAGAGGAGCAGCACUCGCUGCUGGCGCAGCAGUAUGCCAGAGACAAGGCCGACUUCCAGGUGACCAUUGGCCGGCUAGAGACCAUCCACGGAGGCAUUCAGGCCAAGCUGCAGCAGGACGCGUCCUACAUCGAGUCCCUCGAGUCGCAGAACACGGAGCUGCUCGCCAAGAGCGCCGCACUGGAGGAGCAGAUGACCAGUCUGGCCAACCAACAGGCCGCAGCCCAGGAUCGGGCCAAUCUGUUCGAGCAGCAGCUGCACCAGAACUCCUCCCAGCAAAAGGAGCACGAGUCACAGCUCCGAGAGCGCGUGCGAGAGUUGGGCGAACGGGAGCAGGCGCGCAACCGCCAAAUAGAGCUGAUUUCCAGCGAGUCCGAGGAUGCCCGCGAGCAACUGGUUCAAGUUCGGGCGGACUACGAGGCGCUGAGGAUCAAGCACGGCCAGCUGAUGGCUCAGGCACAGGCGGAGCGCGAAACGUUGAGCAGCCACAGCGAGGAGGAGUUGGCUGAUCUGCGCGAGCAGCUGGCCCUCAGGGAGUCGGAGCUGCAGCGACAGCGGCAGGUGUACGAUGCCAAGCUAGCCGCCAAGGCCACGGAGCUGGACGAGAUUGAGUGCGACCUCAAUGCCCACAUGGAGCGUUCGACUGCCGAGAGCCGCGAACUCACCCAGCAGCUGGAGCGGGCCCACGAGCAGAUCAGUCAACGGGGCGAGGACCUCAGCCGCAUCACCGAGGAGCUGCAAGAGGUGGAGCGAGAACGUUCCGCCCUGAGCCGUGAGGUGACGCUGCUCCGUUUGCAGCAGGAUAGCGCCGAGCAAGACGUCUUGGAGCUGCAGGAGCUGCGCAUGCAGGUGAUUCAGGACAAGACGGAGAUGGACAAUCUGCGCUCGCAAAUCGACUCGCUCUGCGCCAACCACACCCAGGAGCUGCAACUGCUGCAGCAGCAGAUUGCCGAAUGGGACACCCUUGGCCAGAACCAGACCGACGACCAGGUCUACAUCGAGACGGAGAACAAGCGGCUGACGGAGCAACUAAUCGAACUUCAGGCGCGACUUGAGGAGCAGGCUGCACAGCUAGCAGCCGCCAGGCAAUCAUCAGCAGAGGCAUCUGUUCCCGCUCCCGCUCCCGCUCCUGCUGCAUCCUUUUUCUUUGCCAGCGAUGCCGCCACAGCACCAUCACCCUUCGACGAGAUUAUCCAGCCUCUGAGGGUGUCCAGCCAUCAGUUGUCGGCUGCACCUCCCUCCCAGCCCCAGCCCGCGCUACCGCCGCCUCCCACCAUCGAGGAUUUGCAGCGAAAUGUCUCGGAUUUGGAGAAGCACGCCCAGGAUCUGGAAACAAAGCUCGUGGCCCGCAAUCAGUCGGUUUCCGAACAGGAGCGCCGGCUGGCUGAGUUUGAGCGAUUGCUUCACGAACGGGAGCAGCAGCUGGCCGAGAUUAGGGCCGCCGAAGAGGAGCGCGAGCGACUGGCAGCCCUCGAGAAGCUCAUCCAACCGACGGGCGCGCCCUCGCUGGACAUGUUCUUUGGCGUGGGUGGCCCGGAGGAAUCUGUGCCGGCGCUGGUAACCCAACAGCAACUGGACUGGGGCCAGACGCAGGCGGAGCCCGUGGUGGAAGAAAUCAUAACACCAAAGAAGGCGUACAUCUGCCAUCCGCAGCAGGAGCAGGAACCGGAGCAGCAGCUGGCAGUAGACUGGGGUGUCGACGAGGAUCCCUGGGCCAGUGCCGCCGCUCAAGCUACCCAAGAUUCGACUGAGACUCGCACACAGCCCGAUGGUGAGGCGAUGCACGCGAGGAUUGGGCAGUUGGAGCGGCAGUUGGCCACGGCCGAGCAGCAAAAGGCCGAGCUGCAGACGAAAACCGCAAAGCUGCUGAAGCGGCUCAAGGAGUACAAGAGCAAGGCGCUGGCCCCAGUGACGGCCUCCGACAACGAUCUGGACGGGGCCAUCAUCGAGGAGCUGAAGCAUCAGCUGCAACUGCAGGAGGCACGUCAGGCGAAGAGCGAGGAGCUGGUGCAGCAGCACGCCCUCGAGAAGGAGAAACUGAGCAAGCGGAUCGAUGUACUCACCGCCGGCAAUGAUCGCAUGGCCGAGUUGAAGGAGCGACAAGACAGAGACGUGCAGAUGUACCAGGCGCGCAUCCGCGAACUCCAGGAGAAGCUCAGCCAGAUGGAUCAAUGGGAUGUGCCAGCUGCCACAGCCCCACCUUUGGCUGCUGCACCCAGCAGCAGCGAUGCAGAGUCCCUCAUUAAAAUUGAAAAUCUACAGGCGGAAAAUGCUGACUUGAAUGCCGAGUGCCAGGAACUGCAGUCACAGCUGCGGGAGGAGAGGCGACAGGCUCAGCUGGCAGAGGAGACGGCUGCCCAGGCGCAGGCACAACGGGAAGAGCUCAGAGAAUAUCUGCAGCAGUUGCAAGCGGAGCUGGACGAGCUUAGAGGCAGCCAAGUCGAAGCCAAUGAGCUGCAGAGCCUCAAACUGGAAGUGGAGCAGCUGAGGAGCCGGCAGUCGGAGCUAGAAGAGCUUCGGGCACAAAAAGUGGCUGUGGAGCAGUGCCUGAGCCAACGGCAGGCAGAGAUUGAGGAGUUGCGACAGACGCAGCGGCAAUCGGAGCAAUCGGUGGCCACCUCAGUCUCGGUCAGUGACCAGCAGAUGGCUCAGCUGCAGGAGAAGGAGUCGGAGAUUGUGCACCUGCAGCAGCGAAUCGAAGAGUUGCGACAGACGCAGCAGCAAUCGGAGCAAUCAGUGGCCAGCUCAGCCUCGCUCAGUGACGAGCAGAUAGCCCAGCUGCAGGAGAAGGAGUCGGAGAUUGUGCACCUGAAGCAGCGGAUCGAAGAGCUGAUGCGCGAAGAUCAGACCGAGAAGUUGGUCUUUGAGAUACUAACCAAGAACCAGGAGUUGCAAUUGCUGCGCUUGCAGAUCAAGCAGCUGAAAGAGGAGAGGGAGGAGGUCUCACUUCCGGCCCCGGUGGCAGCCACAGAGACAGAUCAGGAGCUGCAACAGCUGCGGACGCAGUGCCAGCAAAUGCUAUUGGAAAAGUCCGACAUGGAGGAGGAGCUGCGUGUGCUGAACAAUCAUGUUUUGUCGAGCCUGGAGCUGGAGGACAAGAUGAAGCAUACCGUGCUCGAGCUGGACACCAAGAACAUUGAAAUAGCCGAGCUGCGCAAGUCCCUGGAAAUGCUUCAGCAGAGUCAGAGUUCGAUACCUGAUCUGGAUGCGCUAAACCAGCAGUGGGAGGCGUUGGUGGAGCAAAAGUGUGGGGAGGUGGCCAACAUAUGGCAGGACCAUCUGUCGCAAAGGGAAGCUGCGUUCAAGGCUCAGCUGGAACAGGUACAGCAGCAGCUUCAGCAGCACCAGCACCAGCAGCAGCAGCAGCAAUAUCCUACAGAGGCGGCAGCUCCCCAGUCAGAGGACAACGACUCGUUGCUGAAAAUGCAAAAGGCACUGGAGACGCAAGAGAUGGAGAUUGUCACGCUCAAGGAGCAGCUGGCCAUACGCUCGGCAGAGUAUGCUCGUCUCGCCGCCCAGUACGAUCCGUUCCGGCUGCAGCAUCAGGGUGCCGGCGGCGCUGUUGGAGUUGAAACGCAGUCAGAGUACGUGCUGAAGGCGGACCUCGACUAUGCACUGAUGAUGCUCCAUCAACGAGACAUGCGUGUCGAGGAGAUGAUACUCGAGCUGGGCCAGUUGCUGCAGGAACGCGAUCACCUGCAGCUUAAACUGUCGGACACUCUGAGGCAGCUGGAGACCGAGCGCGUUCGUUCCAGCGACGAUCCUGCAGUGGCUGCCAGCGCCGCGAGCAGUGCCAGUACUCCCAGAAAGACGAGCAACGCCAGCAGCACCGAUCUGGCAGUAGUCACCAAUACCAGGGGCAGUGACUUGAAGCAGAAAUUGGCCGAGCUGCAAACGGUGAAACACUCAAAGGACAAGGCCAUCGUGGACGAGCGUGAGCAACGCCUGCAGCAAAUGGUUCAGCUGCAAAGGGACAUGGCCAAGCAGGCAUCAGGAUCGGCGGCAGUAGCCACUGUAACUCCAUUUGGAACCCCAACAGCAAUAGCAGCAGCCGGUCCACCUCCUCCUGGCGUGGAUCAUUCCCAGCCCACGCCGCGUUCCCCUACGAUGGGUCUCAUGGACUGGAUACUGGGCAACAAGAGUGAGGACGACAGCCAGCACGCCUCCAACUGAUGGCAGGGGCAAGGGCGUUCGGCUGCAAUUCUUCCCCAAAACGAAUCGAU
This is a messenger RNA of Drosophila subobscura, 8739 nucleotides long. Its product is annotated as protein lava lamp. The coding region runs from base 320 to 8689 and encodes 2789 amino acids. The record is from RefSeq and is a predicted model, not a curated record. The transcript has 7 exons. NCBI's taxonomy places the organism in Eukaryota, Metazoa, Arthropoda, Insecta, Diptera, Drosophilidae.